Penicillium paradoxum is the source of this 294-nucleotide messenger RNA. RefSeq lists its product as uncharacterized. NCBI's taxonomy places the organism in Eukaryota, Fungi, Ascomycota, Eurotiomycetes, Eurotiales, Aspergillaceae. The record is from RefSeq and is a predicted model, not a curated record. The coding region runs from base 1 to 294 and encodes 97 amino acids. The transcript has 3 exons.
AUGCGUGUUUCAGCUCUCGCCUUCGCCGCCGUCUUGUCCUUGGUCUCGGCCAAAAAGAUCAAUAUGCACUGCGACUUUGCCGCAGACGACACCGGCAUGGUGCAGUCGCCCUUCUGCUGUCGUGAUCUAUCACCCGCUCGCGGAAACUCGAAGGCAAACGAGGCUAUGGAUUGUGAUUCGCUCGAUUUGCCCCAGCUUUGCGAGGACCAGUCUCGACCGGCUUGUUGCUACACCAUUGGCCCGAAGAAGAUCUGUACCUCCCACGUUAUUUUCAUGGAUGCAGAGGACAUUUAA